Messenger RNA from Protopolystoma xenopodis, 267 nucleotides. Lineage: Eukaryota; Metazoa; Platyhelminthes; Monogenea; Polystomatidea; Polystomatidae. The record is from the annotation of a GenBank genome assembly.
ACAAAUCUACUUCAGAACCAACUAGAUCAGCUGAAACUUGUUAAGCCUGUACCUCUGGGGCCCUCAUCUGCUCACUUAGAGACAGCCGGUAACAGCGUAUCUGUUGGGGCUCCCGUUGGCGAGUCGCUUCAUCUGACCCAACUUGAAACUCGACUUAGACAGGCCCUUGAAGAGCGUGAUAUGGCCCGUGCUGAACUGGUUUUAGCGGAAUCUCAAAGGCACUUUAUCUCCCAACAGGUAGAAGCUAUAUUUUUGGGGUCACAUUAA